Molecule: messenger RNA, 1779 nt
Organism: Besnoitia besnoiti
Lineage: Eukaryota; Apicomplexa; Conoidasida; Eucoccidiorida; Sarcocystidae
Product: kelch repeat-containing protein
Exons: 6
Coding region: 1-1779 (592 amino acids)
Molecular function (GO): protein binding
Source: RefSeq, a predicted model, not a curated record
AUGUCGGAUCUGUCAGACUUUUCUGCGUCCGACUUCAGUCGGGAAUCGGAUACCUCCGACAACGAGAAGGGCUCAGGAAAGAAGGGGGAAAAGAAGUCGCUAAAUCAGAAACUCUUUGGCAAGCUAAAGCGAUCCACCAAAACUGACGUCAAGGUCGAAGCGGUGGACUCGGAUAGUGCCCCCGAAGUUAAAGAUGCUAAAAAGGACGGUGGAAAACCCCAAGAAUCGAAAAAACCCGCAGGGGGCGAUGCCAUAUCGAAAACUUCCAAAGACACGAAGACCGAACAGAGCAAUGCGAAGCCCGCCGCUAAGGAAUCUGCAGCGACUCGGAAAGGAAGAGAAUCCUCGUCGCCGGAGUCCGCCACAGGCAUCCUUUCACCGCCUGACUUCUUUUUCAGCAGCAUUGUCCAUGACGGGAAGGUGUUUCAGGCCAGGACGGAACACCUUGUCGUGGAGUUCAACAACAUCAUUUACAUUUGGGGAGGCAGCCAGGCGGGCACCAUCUACGAUGACCUUAUCAGUUUCGACCCGUCAUCCAAUACGUUCAGCACCAUCGCCGUAUCCGGGAAGAGACCGUCUGCACGCACGGGUGCGUCUCUGGUUGCGCGGGCUGACCGAGGUGGACACGGACUCUUGACUCUGUGGGGCGGCCACGACGGCGAGAAGUUGACAAACCAGACGUGGAACUUCGACACGACAACAAGAACCUGGACGAACGUCGCCACCAAAUCCACACCCAGUGCACGAAAGGGCCACUCGAUGUGUGGCAGUGGCGAUGCCUUGUAUCUCUUCGGAGGCAUGGACUCAGUUGGUGUGACGGCGGAUGGAUAUGUUCUCAAAGGAGAAAAGUGGACCAAGCUAAAAGGCGAUGAACUCCCUCCUGCGCGGUGUUUCCACACGGGGACGAUCGCAAACACCAGCAAGGUGAAUGCGAUGUUUGUAUUUGGAGGCGAUUUGUCGGGAAGCGGGCGCCCCGCGAAUGAUCUUUGGCGCUACGACAUCAAGCGGGAGGAGUGGUCCCUCAUCUCUGAUGCAAGCGGCGAGGCUCCUGCGCCACGCUUCAAGCACGCGUCGGCCUUUUAUGAAGAGCGCAUCUGGAUAUCUGGAGGCCAGACUGCCGGAUGGUUCAGCAUCUACGCCGUGUCCGAUUUCUUUGCCUACGACGUCGCUGCUAAUUAUUGGUUCAAAUGCGAUGUAGCCGUCAAGCAGCUUGGCUACCACGCAAACUUCGGCUCCCUCGCCCUCGUUCCCCAGACGAAGGCGCUGUACAUAUUUGGCGGCAGUGAUUCUCGCGGCCAGCCAACGUCAGAUGUUUAUCGCCUCGCACCCGUAUGCACCACGUUCGCAGUGCUCGACUUGAGACGUGAACUGACGGAGACGAGUUCUGAGAUUAAGCAGAUGCAGGAGGAAGUGGACAAAUCUGCAGUUGCCGCAGGUCGAACCAUUGAACUUGCAGCAGCCUUGGAAAAGGAUACCAUCGCGGCAUUGAGUAAAGUGGCGGACCUUUCCUUGGACGUGGACAGUUUCCAGAAGGGUAUCGCGGACAUGAUCGCCACCAGUUCUGCUUGCAAAGAGAAUGUUGAGCGGGUGCGACAACGCCUAGACAGUAUGGAGCUGAAGUUCGUGACGUUCGCUCAGUUCGAGCGGAAGUUCGAGCUAAUCGAAGCAAGCAUCACAGAGAUCUUCAAGAAGCUUGAGGAUAAGGCAGAUACAUCUGCCGUGAGGAAGAUCGCUAGCCAAAUACAUGGCUCGGACUCCGACGACGACAAUUCAGACUAA